This is a messenger RNA of Monodelphis domestica (gray short-tailed opossum), 3129 nucleotides long. The record is from RefSeq and is a predicted model, not a curated record. Lineage: Eukaryota; Metazoa; Chordata; Mammalia; Didelphimorphia; Didelphidae.
CAUUUCAGCGAGAGACACUAAAGAAUCAACAACAAGGGAAACAGCCCCUCUGGGGUUGGACCUUAGGAACCAACCCGCCCUGAGCUAACUGGUCAGCAUUUCUGCUGGACCUCACCAUUGGCCCGAGGAGCCCUGACCCGUGACGGACACACGCAUGCGCAGUUCCAUCCCCUUGCUAGCGUUGCCAAGGCUGCCAUGGUCUCCAGUGUUGAAAAGAUUUCACCGCCUAAGUGUCUGGCGUUCCGAACUGACGUGAGCGCGUCUGCAGCAGAGGAUGAAAAAACUUUUUCAUUUUAGAAAGAAAACCCAACCUGAGGCUUGUGUCCCCAUCCCCGCACGGAGGGACGUUGGGGUCAGUGGAGAAUCAGCCGAAGAAGCAUAUAGAAUCCGGAAAAAAGAUGUGGGUAAGCUCCACCAAGCUGCCUCAACUGGAGAUUGUCCGGAAGUACAGUGGUUGCUGCUUGUAAAAGGAAAGGAUAUAAACGAACUAGAUCAAUUCAACAGGACAGCUCUGCACCUGGCCUGUGCCGCUGGCUAUCCAGAUGUUGUGUCUCUCUUAGUAGAGAGACACUGCAAACUGGACGUUUGCGACAGCAACCACCGCACUCCUCUAAUGAAGGCUGUACAGUGCCAGCAGGAGGAGUGUGUGAGCAUCCUGCUCCUCCAUGGGGCAGACCCCAAUAUGGUGGAUGAGAGCAGCAGCUCGGCCCUCCAUUAUGCAGCCUCUGGCUACAGCACCGCCAUAGCAGUGAAGCUACUGGAAUGGAAGGCUGACAUUGAAGCCAAAGAUGGGCAUGGCUUUACACCACUCUUGCUUGCAGUUAAGAACCAUCAUGAAGAAAUGGUCGAUUUAUUUUUAAAAAAUGGAGCAAAUGUCAAUGGCUGCGAUGAUUGCAGAAGAACAGCUCUCAUGAUUGCCCUUAGCAGUAAUAGUACCCCAACAAGCCUAAUCAAACUUAUUCUUCAGUAUGAUGUUGACCUCUCUUGUCAAGAUUAUUUUGGAAGGACAAUUAAAGACUAUCCUUAUUCCAGUCAUGCUAAAGUGUAUUGGAUAAUGAAGGCUCCUGGCUCACUGACAUACUUGAUGCAAGAUUCCAUGUUAUCAUGUCGCCCAGCCUGCUCAGCCAGUUUGACCUUCUGUACCAACUCCUUUUCAUCCAUGCCCGAAUAUUCAGUGCCUAGAGUGAGUGGUGACUUCAAAUGGACAAACUGGGGUUCUGUGGUGUCUCGUCAUCGGGAAUUAGUUCUCCAGUAUGUGAAGAGUAAACUUAAUGAACCCUGUGUAGCUGAAAUCAGUAGUCCAGAUGUGACUUCGGAUAUUUCAUUUACUUCAGGUGGACCAGUCUUGGACAAAAAAGUGGCGGAACAGAAUUCCCCAGAAGUCUCCAGGAGCAGAUUUUCUGAUAAACCUGGGCUUGAUGAUUCCUGGUCAUCCUCAGAUGAAGAAUUAGAUUUUAGUAUUCAGAACCCUCCCAAGCUGAACUUAAAGAAACUAAUAACUGCCACUCCGCAAAUAAGGAGAAUCAAAGAUGAAAAAAGUAGCACUGUCAAAACAGAACUUAGAACUUGUCUUAGCCAUAACCAAACAGAUAAUGAAAAAGAAGAUGUCACAGAUUCCCUUCUUCAUCCUUCAUCCCAAGCCCAGUACUCCCUUCAUCCUGCCCAUCUCUCACCUGGUACCUUUUCAAUGCCUGUCCAGAAGUUGUCUGCCCCUGUAGACAGCAAUAAGAGAGUCUCUGAAAAUCUUCCCAAAGGAUCUACAAGACAAAAAUCUGCAGCCACCACACCAACAAUGAAAGAAGUUUUUUCAAGUGGACAACUUGAAGAUUAUACUGAGAAAUAUCAUAAACUGCAGUUCACUCAACCUACUCUUGAAAUAAAAGAUUCUUUCACAAACCAAGAAACAAAAAAAGGCAUUAAGAAAAAAGAAAAAUCAGAUCCAGGACACAGAGUCGUGAGGAAUCCUGGAGUCAGUCCUAAAAGAUGGGGGUUUUCCAAGGCAGAGGUCAGCCCGAUCACUCUCUCCCUUCCUCUGGAUGCUGUAGCUCUUGGACAUAAACAAUGGCUGAGGCCAGCUCUAUCCAGUAGGGCGUCUCCCAGUACUUCUCUGAAAAGUGUGACUUCUAGGACAUCAAAGCACGUUCAUUUUGAUGUAGUGGAAGAGAGUUCCUCAGAAGUUUCUAUAAGCAGAUUUUCUGAUAAACCUGGGCCUGAUGAUUCCUGGUCAACCUCAGAUGAAGAAUUAGAUUUUAGUAUUCAGAAACCCCCCGACUUGAACUUAAAGAAGCUAAUAAAUGCUUCCCAGCAAAUACGGAGAAUCAUAGAUGAAAAAAGUAGCAGUGUCAAUACAGAACUUAGAAUAUUUCUUGGUCACAACCAUUCAGAUAAUGAAACAGAUGUCACAGAUUCCCUUCCUCAGCCUUCAUCUCAAAUCCAGUAUUCCCUUAAUCCUGUCCAUCCCUCACCCGGCACCUUUUCAAUGUCUGUCCGGAAGGUGUCUGCCCCCAUGGACAUUAAUAAGGAAGAAUUAAUGGACACAGAAGAGGAACCAAAGAACGAUGGCAUGUUAAUGGUCAAUAAUGCCACUAGAGAACAAAGACAUGAUGAAACUCCAAAUUCUCCGAGUGAACUUGGAGCUCACAGCAUGUCACAGAAGUGUGCUGUUAGAAAAGAUCUGAUGUCAGCAUUCACAGGGGGAGAGGAAGAAGAUGCAGAAUCACCCUGGGAUUCAGAGGUUGAAGAACAAAAGAACAAGCCUCAACACAAUGUAAUGGAAACAAUGGAAGAAGAAAAUGGAGUUAAAUUAACUGAAGAUAAAAUGGUUGUCAAUGUUAAUGAGCUGGUAUUUUCUGUAAAGAAUAAUCAGCACACUAAAAGUGAGGGGAAUAAAAUUCCUGUAGAAGAAAUUCAAAAAAUGAGCAUUGAUUGUUCCACAGAAAUUUCAGCACUUGUGAAAAAUCAAUUAAAGUGGUAAAAAAAUAUUUAAAUGGAGUAUUUAACAGUAAGUUAACACUUUAAAGUAAAAGUAAAACUUUAUUUUGAAAAUUGGAAUUCAGAUAUAUUGUACAUUAACUUCCAGCUUUUUUCCCUUAAGAAUGAAAUAAAAACCCAAAUAUUCUUUCUCUUUUA